Molecule: messenger RNA, 1020 nt
Organism: Theileria annulata
Lineage: Eukaryota; Apicomplexa; Aconoidasida; Piroplasmida; Theileriidae
Product: sugar transporter, putative
Exons: 1
Coding region: 1-1020 (339 amino acids)
Cellular component (GO): Golgi apparatus
Molecular function (GO): antiporter activity
Source: RefSeq, a predicted model, not a curated record
AUGAAAGGCGCGACUAGUCUUUCUUUUCUUUCCCUUUAUUACCUUGGGAAAACACUUUACUAUGAAUCAAACAAGAAAUUGUUAUCUUAUUUGAAUAAUAUGGUUGCGUUAUCGGUCCUGAAUAUGUUAUCAGCGGUGCCAUUUUUUGCUCUAAAGUGGGUGUUAGGUUUGCAAUCACCGCCUGUGUUUUACCCCCUGCAAUAUACCCCUGAGAAGAUUAAUUUCAAAGUUGACGGCGUUUUGGGCUCUGUCAAGAAGACACUCAAAAACGGAGUUAACAGGGUGAAAUCGUACGUUAUGGCAUAUAAAACCGUCAUGUUACAGACGACCUUUUUGCUUGCCCCAAAGAUUCUUACAGAUUCAGCUUCCUUAUUCACCUUCCGAAACACAUUUUUUUUAAAUUUCUUGCAGACAAUGGAACCCGUUCUUACCUCACUUAUUUAUUACUUUUUUGACGACCUUAAGCUGGACACGAAGACCUAUUUAAGCUUACUUCCACUUGUUACUGGAGCUGCCUACGCCACUUAUUCCGGAGUUAGGUCCUCUUUUGGUGUGAUAGCUUAUUUUCUGCUCACAAACUUGGGGGUUUACUUUACAACUGACGAGAUGAAGGAGUUCUUAUCCCAAAAUAUGGACAAAGUUGGGAAGAACUUAACCAAGAGCAAUUUAAACUCCACCGUCACCAUAUCUUUGUACUUACUACUAUCAUUUGUCUUAGUGUCCGAGGGCUGUGGCUUUAGUUACGCGUGCGAUAAUUUGCUCAAAAGAAUAAAGGGUGGAGACUAUGAAAUUAUAAAGUAUAUAUUCCUUUCUGGGUUGUCUAACUACAUGAUGAAUACGGCCAGAUUCGGCCUCUUCUCUGAACUCUCGCCCAUUACCAAAUCAGUUGCAACUACCAUGUUGAAUCUAUUUAACUCUCUUGUGGUCUCAGUUGUAAGUGAAGGUAAACUAUCUAAAAACGAACUCUAUGGCACAGCCCUAGCAAUCGCAGGAACUUUUUUAUACCUACUCACCAAAUAA